Molecule: messenger RNA, 2423 nt
Organism: Mollisia scopiformis
Lineage: Eukaryota; Fungi; Ascomycota; Leotiomycetes; Helotiales; Mollisiaceae
Exons: 2
Coding region: 177-2192 (671 amino acids)
Source: RefSeq, a predicted model, not a curated record
AGCAAACGUACAAGAGGAACACGGCUCGUGAACCCGUUACACCGCCCCUAUCUCCAGCUUUGAAGCCAGUCGAGCAACAGCCGUACGAGCCGACUUCUUCCGAUUCUGCUUACCAAGUUCCCCUAGCUUCAAGUCCUAUCUCUCCGACGAAGCAAGAGCUUGAAGCUCUCGAGAAGAUGAUCUUCGAACAAGAUAUUCCUACGCCCCUGCGAAUACAUACAAAAACCAGCCUUGAUGAAGAGCCAUCAUCGGACACACUACCGAACGACUUAGAUGUCAAGCUAAGUGAUAUUUUUUCAGCUAUGGCAUCGAUGGAGAAUACACCACCUUCGUCGGAAGAGAAGCGUGUCAAGCGUGACGACCUGAAACUCGAGGAACUCAUGACGCCUAGCAAAUCUGAUAUAUCGUUUCCCAAGUCUGUACGCUUCAACGAUGUUAUCGAGGAGAUGCUUCUUGACCCAUACAGUCGUUCUCCGUCCAAUGACUCUGUGCAGAAGCUCAUGGAUGAAACCUUAGGGGAUGCACUCCGUCAAGCGAAUCAGCGAGCUGAGCAAGAGAAGCUGGUUGCAGCAGACGUCAAUGCCAGAGUGGAUGUGCCUAUCAUGGAUUUCUCGAAACCAGAUCCUCCGUGGAAGGAUUUUGAAGGAAUACCAAAUCAAGCCACACUAAUGUCGAGACAAAUGUCCUUCAUUCGAGAUGUAAUCGGCCAACGGCUCCCCAAAUUAUUACAUGCCGGUCACAAGGAUAUCAACUUGAAAUGGAGUCCAUUUCCUGCAAGCCUCGCAAAAAUAGCAGUAGAGGAACAUUUCCCAGACGAUGACAACAACCUCCAGACGUUCUGGAAGGACAUGGAAUCGGGAGAAAUAAUUGACAGUUCUAGUCUGACUUGGAAGCCAGAGGGACUGAGGAUCUUGAAGGACGAUGAAGAUGAUGAAGAGAUUGAGUGUGGUACUUUUCGGACAGAUACUCCUCGAGACCUCUCAUCACUGGUCAAGAAGAGAAAGUUGGAGUUGCAGGAAGAGAAUGAAGCCAGGGAAGAAAUAGGACGGAAGAAAGUCGCUCCUGCCGCUCAGGACUUGCCAAUCACUAGACAGCUGGCAAAGGACAUGGGAAAUUCCAAGGAUGGUAGACACGAAAAGUCAAGGAGCGGUGGAGGAGCAGAGCUGGGAUCAUUAUUCGGGGAUGCUUUCUCAGCAGAAAACUGCCUCGACAACUUUCUCGAGGUUCGUGGUUCAAAGAAAGCGAAGCUCACAGACAGUAGCUACUUUGGCACAAAACCAGACAAAGCUCAGUCUGCACCAGCACCUCAACGAACAAUUACACCACAGUUGAACACCACACCAUUGGCGCUUCGAAACUCUCCAGUUGCAAAGGCUCCUCCAUUACCAGCGCCUUCGCUACCAGAAGUCCCGCCAUCGACCAGUAUCGUCGUCUCAUCAACAUUGUUGAAACACCGAAGUCUGAUCAAAUAUCUCGAACGCCUAUUACCAGCACUCAACAUCAUUGAACGAGACUUCAUAGCUCACAACACUACGGCAUGGCUUCCCGGAUCAGUGACCCUUUCUCCAGUAAAAUCACCACUUGACUCAGAAGCCGAUCUUAUCGUUUCGCCGUCUACGGGUAUAGUGAUCACUACCCUGCAGAAAAUCAAGCAAAAGCCAUUGCCGGGACAAAAGAGCAAGCCAGCGAUCCGAGAUCGAUUGGAGAAAGUAAGCGGCAGAUACGAAAAACUUAUCGUCUUGAUUACUGAAGGCAGAAUUGACGAAACCACACUCGGAUUGGAUGAGAGUGAUUGUCUCGCGUACAGCGAAUUUGCUGGUUUUGCCGCUGGCUUCGAGACUUCGAUUACAGUACUCUUUGUUGCAGGUGGUGAGGAGACUCUGACAAAGUGGUUGGCGAGUACGAUUGUCCAGCAUUGUGUAGCUGGUGAGUCGAGCCUGCUGGCUGAUGAGACGCAUUGGGAGUUGUUCCUUCGAAGAGCGGGAUUGAAUGCUUAUGCAGCUCAAGCCAUCCUGGCGGAAUUGAAGGCACCGGAUGGUGUUGACCCUGCUAGUCCAUUGAAAGCUGGACAGUUCGGUUUGAUUGCCUUUAUUGAGAUGGGACGAGGGCAGCGGAUCGAGAGGUUUGCUCCGUUGUGUGGCAGGGUGUUGGUAGAGAGAGUGAGUGCUUUGAUAGAAGGAAAUUGGGAGUAAGGUGUAGCUUUCAAUAUCUGAUACAGAAUCUAUAGAGCCGCCAGAUGAAGGAAGAAGUAGCUGGGUGCUCCCAUGAUGGCUGAUUGCGGCGAGUCUGAACUUCUCAGAGAAUCUUGCUUGGUAUUUGCUUUCUGUCCCUUAGGGACGUAUUAGCUCAAUGUAGCGUCUGUCAAGAGGUCGUGAACAUUUUGAUCCAUAAUGUUACGCCUUGAAAAGCUUGACGGAAUAGAU